AUGACCUUAGUAUCCUCCAGUAAAAGAAAACCAUCGGAUUGCUUUUACGCGGCAGCAUUCUGCUUGCUUUCCUCGCUGUGGAUUUCGUGCGCCGUGUCCGGAGAGGAGGAUCACCACUUCAGCGUUGAGGGAUGGCUACAGAGGUAUGGCUACCUUACCCGCACAGAACCGGGAAUGUCUGUCCUACGCUCGGCACAAACCUUGCACUCAGCCAUCGCUGCCAUGCAACGUGUCUAUGGUCUCAAUGUCACAGGGACACUGGAUGAGAAAACCAAGGAUUGGAUGCAUAAGCCUCGCUGUGGAGUUCCGGACAAGUUCAAAAGUGCUUCGAGGUCGCGGUCGCGGCGGUAUGCGCUGACCGGACAGAAGUGGCAGCGGACACACAUCACCUACAGCAUAAAAAAUGUCACGCCAAAGGUGGGCGCCCGGGAGACUCAUGACGCCAUACGGCGGGCGUUUGACGUGUGGCAGGGUGUGACUCCCUUACGCUUUGAGGCCGUUCCGUACAGCGCCCUGGAGGCUGGCAGGCGUGACGUGGACAUCACCAUCAUCUUCGCUUCGGGUUUUCACGGUGACAGCUCACCCUUCGAUGGGGAGGGGGGAUUCCUCGCACACGCCUAUUUCCCCGGCCCAGGCAUCGGAGGGGACACACACUUUGACUCAGACGAGCCCUGGACCCUGGGGAACCCCAACCAUGAUGGUAACGACCUGUUCCUGGUUGCGGUUCACGAGCUGGGCCACGCCCUCGGCCUGGAGCACUCCAACGACCCCACGGCGAUCAUGGCUCCUUUCUACCAGUACAUGGACACAGAGAACUUCAAACUACCUCAAGAUGACCUGCAGGGCAUCCAGAAGAUCUACGGUCCACCAGACAGAGCACCGCAGCCUACCAGGCCCCCCCCCACGGUCCCGCCGCCUCGCUUCCACCCGCCCUUGGACCCCCGCAAGCAUGACCGCCACUCCAGACCCCACCGCCCCCCCCAAGGGGCCAAGCCCUCCAACCCCAACUCCAAACCCAACAUCUGCGAUGGAGGCUUCAACACCUUGGCCAUCCUGCGACAGGAGCUUUUUGUUUUCAAGGACCAAUGGUUCUGGAGAGUUCGAGAUAACUCGGUGGUCCCUGGUUACCCCAUGCAGAUCAACUCCUUCUGGAAAGGCCUGCCGCCAAAAAUUGAUGCCGUCUAUGAAAAUAGUGAAGGGAAAUUCGUAUUUUUUAAAGGAAACCGUUUCUGGGUCUUCAAGGACACAACUCUCCAGCCUUCGUACCCUCAGGACAUCUCGCUGUUCGGGAGCGGCAUGCCCACUCAGAGCAUCGAGACAGCUGUCUGGUGGGAGGAUGUCGCCAAAACGUACUUCUUCAAAGGAGACAGAUACUGGAGGUACAAUGAGGAUAUGAGGACCAUGGACCUAGGUUAUCCCAAACCCAUCACCAUCUGGAAGGGCAUACCCGACUCUCCACAGGGGGCUUUUGUCGACAAAGCCAACGGAUACACCUACUUUUACAAGGGGAAGGAGUAUUGGAAGUUCAACAACCAGAUGCUUCGCGUGGAGCCCACCUACCCAAGGUCCAUCCUGAGGGACUUCAUGGGCUGCGACGGCCUCCCAGCGGAGCCCGACUGGGACUGGAGCCCCCCGGCGGCAGAGGAGCGCCACUACGACAGCAGCGACGUGGACGUGGUCAUCAAACUGGACAGCGUGGGGGGCACGGAGAAAGCAGUGGCCAUCGCCAUCCCCUGCGUCCUGGCGCUGUGCAUGAUGGUCCUCCUCUACACCGUUUUCCAGUUCAGGAGGAAGAGCACGCAGCGCCACAUACUGUACUGCAAGCGCUCCAUGCAGGAGUGGGUCUGA
This is a messenger RNA of Limanda limanda (common dab), 1848 nucleotides long. It is a transcript of the gene mmp16b, whose product is annotated as matrix metallopeptidase 16b (membrane-inserted). The record is from RefSeq and is a predicted model, not a curated record. Bases 1 to 1848 code for a protein of 615 amino acids. Gene Ontology annotation, cellular component: extracellular matrix. Gene Ontology annotation, biological process: collagen catabolic process; extracellular matrix organization; proteolysis. Gene Ontology annotation, molecular function: zinc ion binding; metalloendopeptidase activity. The transcript has 10 exons. Lineage: Eukaryota; Metazoa; Chordata; Actinopteri; Pleuronectiformes; Pleuronectidae.